Suillus discolor is the source of this 1332-nucleotide messenger RNA. Its product is annotated as caspase domain-containing protein. Gene Ontology annotation, molecular function: cysteine-type endopeptidase activity. The record is from RefSeq and is a predicted model, not a curated record. Gene Ontology annotation, biological process: proteolysis. The coding region runs from base 137 to 1243 and encodes 368 amino acids. The transcript has 16 exons. NCBI's taxonomy places the organism in Eukaryota, Fungi, Basidiomycota, Agaricomycetes, Boletales, Suillaceae.
GACCGAGUUACCCAGUUCUAGGACCUUAAAUUAUUGUGCUCGACAGCACAUACUAUCCAGCAGCCGGCAUAUUUGACUCAGCAUCUUGAGCCCAAGCCUAUCAGUCUUCAGCCUCGUUCAUCAGUGAUCAGUUUAAAUGUCGGGUGAAGGAAUACAAAGGGCACUCCUUAUUGCUGUGGAAAGGGUAUCCGGUUUCCCCAACCUCCCUCAAGCGCACAUAGAUGUGAUAAAAAUGAGAGACUUCCUCGUAAAGUUUCGUGGCUACCGCCCAGAAAACAUUGUCACCAUGAUGCAUCAUAACAGUGUUCCGACAAAGUUAUAUCCCAGCAAAAAAAACAUGCUGCGUGAGAUUGACGUUAUGGUCAAACAUACAUCCCAAUACGACCGGAUGUUUUUCUAUUACACCGGUCAUGGCGAUCAAGUGACUUGUCAACACAACUCUGAAUCCGACAACAAAGAUGAAGCCAUCCUUACCUACACGGGAAAGCGCAUCAUUGAUAAUAUAUUGAAAGAACAUCUCGUUGAUCCAUUGCCUCAAGGCGCCAAACUUUUCGCGCUGUGGGAUUGUUGCCACUCUCACACAGUGCUGGAUUUGGAGCAUUCCAACUGCAACGGAUUAUGGCGGAGGCCCCUCAAAGUCUUGUCAGGUCUGGCAAAGAAAACCAAGACUCUCGGAAAGAGGCUCAGCUCCAGCAUCUCGAUGGAUAGUUGGGAAGGCCGUUUCUCGUCAAAGGACGACUCUCAAUCAAGAAAUGUAUCAUCGGAAACUGAUGGCAUGGACAUCUGCAGAGUGUCUUCUCCUGACUCAUACGUACCUCCAUGUACAUUCAAUUGCCCUAUGACGCCCCCCGAGAACCAAGCCAUGGCCUGUGUUGUUUCCUUAUCUGCAUGCAAGGAUGAUGAGUUGGCAUAUGACGACAACGUUACGGGUGAAACUGUGACAAAGUUCUUCAUCGAGUACCUCGAGCGUAAUCCCAGACCUUCUUAUUGCGAGCUACUCUCCCACAUACGGGAAAAAAUCUAUGGCAUUACUCGCAGACGUAUACAGAUGGCAGGCGAGACAACCUACCACCCGCAUCAUCUACAGAGACUAUCGGAAAAUGAAGUCUCAAUCGAGGAUUGGCGCAAAUGCGAUCCCCAUAACCACAGCGAUGACGGAAACGACACUUCCACUUUGAGCUCUCAGCAGCCUUCGUAUUCGAGUCACUACCGCCUGGAUAUGUCGCAAAUCGUUGAAUUAUGAAGCACAAAACGGACUGUAUUGCCUGGCAACGCUACUACGGUGGUUGAUGACAUUUACCUUAUAAUUAAUUUAGUAUUAACUUGUUCGGG